Messenger RNA from Fonsecaea pedrosoi CBS 271.37, 270 nucleotides. RefSeq lists its product as uncharacterized. Lineage: Eukaryota; Fungi; Ascomycota; Eurotiomycetes; Chaetothyriales; Herpotrichiellaceae. Bases 1 to 270 code for a protein of 89 amino acids. The transcript has a single exon. The record is from RefSeq and is a predicted model, not a curated record.
AUGUUCUGUAUCGCCUCGACACCUCCUGAUCCGGCCCUGGUCGGCGACAAGUGGCGGGACCUGUGGAUGAGUCGUCUGGAAGCCGGCUGGAACUGGAUGGUCGAAUGGCAUGAGCACCAGCAACGCGACGAGUUCCGCAAACACGCUUCAGUCCAUCAAGACUAUUCUGCCAUACAACGCCCCGUCUGCCUCGUCGGUGCGUGGUCGUGCGAGUGCUCGAACGUGGUGUUUCGCAUGUUACAACGCCUCGAAUGUCGUGCAAUGGCUUGA